Gymnodraco acuticeps is the source of this 1620-nucleotide messenger RNA. RefSeq names its product syncytin-1-like. NCBI's taxonomy places the organism in Eukaryota, Metazoa, Chordata, Actinopteri, Perciformes, Bathydraconidae. The record is from RefSeq and is a predicted model, not a curated record. The transcript is spliced from 2 exons. The coding region runs from base 1 to 1377 and encodes 458 amino acids.
AUGAAUGUCCUCAUACUCCUUGGUCUGGGUCUACUAUACCUGGCCAAGGAAACCCCGCCAGAUGAGGCGGAACCAAUCCCGAUGACAGGUGGCGAGGGCUCUCGCCCCUCAGAAGGUGAAUAUAAGGUGCUCUUAUCCAAGGGCGCAGGCAGUUUGGCUAUUCAGGGCCCAGACCCUGAAGGCCAAACCACAUCAACGGGCACACCAUUGCCUAGCAACAAAAUCAGGUUGUUUCCCACCAUCACACAAACAUUUAGAAAAAGAGGGAGAAAAAAGAGGAAAGUGGGCCCCGAGAUAAGGCUACUCCCUCUCCCUGCUCUUGACAUUCCCAAAACAGGAUUACAGAAUAUUUCCUUUGAAUGUCCGACUACACACUGUAACUCACAUGACUGUGUUGUUGUGUUUCCUGUGUUUUCAAGCAAAGGCUUAUGGGCGUGGAACGUCUAUCCAGAGACGGGGUACCAGCGGUUCCAGGUCUCGCAGCGGAUGAACGGAGGAGGGUUUCUACCCUCUCACGAUGUGGGCCACAGCGACUGUAACACCGUAAUAAAGGUCAAACUAACCAGUACUCCCCUCCCAGAGAGAGUUUACUUGGUCUGUGGAGACAGAGCCUACAGUUGCAUGCCUUAUGACACUUUUGAUGGCACCUGUUAUCUAGCCUAUCUAAUCCCUUUGAUCCGUAAAGUAGAGAUUGAUGAGAUUGCAGCAAUACUCCCCUCCCUACACAGAAAUCGUAGGACCAUCACAACAGGUCAGCAGCUGGCUAGCGCUGUCCUGCCCUGGUACGGCAUUUAUGUUUCCCAGCAGGAAAUCAUAGCUCUCUCCAAAAUAGUGGAAAACCACCUCAAUGUAUCCAACAGAGCCAUGUUGGCUGAACACAAAGAACUGCAGGAAGUUAGAACAGUGGCAUUACAGAAUCGCAUGGCACUGGAUCUUCUGCUAGCAGCACAGGGGGGCACGUGCAAGGUGAUUGGCUCUGAGUGUUGUUCUUUCAUCUCUGAUGCUACACCUGAGGUCAUGGAUAUGGCUCAUGAUACUGCUAGGGGAAUAAAAGAAUUGCACGAAACUCAUGGGUUUGCAUUUGGGGAUUUAUCUGGAAUAUUUGGGUCAUGGGGAGCGGGAUUGGGUAAACUUGCCAUUACCAUUUCACUGUUUAUCUUAGCUGUACUAAUCCUGAUAAUGUGCCUAGUCACUGUUGUUAAACUAGUCAUGCAAAAGGUUGUCAAAACCGCCCUCCAGGCCCCACAGACACUGGUGGGGUACGACACCAUUGAUGACACCGUGAUGAUGUACGACGUCGAGCUUCCCGACCCGUGGGUCUCUACCGUGGCACCCGAACCAUGGGUUCCCCCUUACAACGAAUGGCCAAUUAAUUAAAACUGAUUAAAGUUGAUUUUUUCCUUUUCAGGUUGUUACACUACACAAUACAUGUCUGACUUUUCCUUUUCAGAUUUUGAAUGUAUUGAUAUUACUAAAAUUAAGUGCCUGACUCUUAAGAUAAUCCUAAAAUUGAGGACACUGCAAUUUUGCAGAUCACAGAUUGAUCAAAUCACCAUUGUGAAUUCUAUACUCUAACUGUGAAUUUUUAGCAGGGUCUCUUACGAUCCUGAGUUUUAUUAU